This is a messenger RNA of Tachysurus vachellii, 1004 nucleotides long. Its product is annotated as cytochrome c oxidase assembly factor 1 homolog. The record is from RefSeq and is a predicted model, not a curated record. Gene Ontology annotation, cellular component: mitochondrial inner membrane. The transcript has 5 exons. NCBI's taxonomy places the organism in Eukaryota, Metazoa, Chordata, Actinopteri, Siluriformes, Bagridae. Gene Ontology annotation, biological process: mitochondrial respiratory chain complex IV assembly; mitochondrial respiratory chain complex I assembly. The coding region runs from base 176 to 577 and encodes 133 amino acids.
UUUUCAUUUGUGACAAUAAAUCUAUUAAAAUAAAGUUUGUUGGAUUCAAAGCAAAGAUGGCCGCUUCCAUGUAAGACAAGGUGCUGUAUGGAUAUCCAUGCCAGGGAUCUUCUAGAUCUUGCUUUCUUCUCAUCACCGCAGCCCUGCUCCGGGUCUGCUUGAGGAGUUCUACAGGAUGAGCCGCACCACUAAUCUCCUGCAGCAGAUGACCAUCUUCAUCACCGUGGUUACCGGCGGAGGCUGCGGGAUGAUGUACUACCUCAUGCAGAAAAACUUUGCAAAAUCGGAAUACUAUCGAUCGGCAGUCGAGCAGCUAAGUGAUCACUCCACAGCCAUGGCCAACCUCGGAGCACCGCCCUUAAAAAUCCACAACAUCCAUCUCACAGAUCGGUACAACCGCGUUGAUCACACCAUCGCCCAGUUAAAAAUCCCUGUGACUGGGCCAAAGACUGGAGGCUACCUGUACACAACAUCCAGCAGAGACGCUGUUAUGAACAGGUGGCAGCUCCAGCGAGUGGCUUUGCAGCUCAAGACCGGCGAGACCGUCCAGAUUUUCCCUAGAACAGAAUCUGAAUAGAUUUUACACAUUUGUAGCUUGUUAGGAUGGUUAUGAAUUUCAGAUAUUGAUAAACAGAUAUGUAAAUGAUUUCAUUAAAACAAACGUACACAAAAAAUCCCAGGAUGUUCUACACAUUAUUGUAAAUUAUGCCAUGCAAACGAUUAGAUGCUUUUGUGACUGACCUGAAAUUCAAGAAGCUGAAAAUUCUUGUAAAUGAAUCUAAAGGAAAGUUGUAAAGUGAAGGUCUUGUGUUUUUAUUAGAAAAAAUACAGUUUGUCCACAAGCAACUUUCCAUAUUCCAGGAUGCAAAAUCAAAGGCUUGCAAUGUAAGUGCGUAUAAAUGAUUUAUAUGCUUAUAUGACGACGAGCCAAUGGUUCUGGGGUGCAAAAAGGAAUGGACAAGUAUGUGAAAUAAAAUAAAAAUAAAAACUUCUCUCAACUGCUA